AUGUUAAUGUUCAGAGAUGUGGCUGAUUUAAUAAUCAGUCGCGAAUUUGUAUGGGGGAGAGGUGAAAAAGAACGUGCAUUAACAUUUAACCAAACAGCUCUACAAAAAUAUCUCACAUAUACAGAUUCCGACAAAGAGAUACUUGGUUUGACCACUAGCACUGUUAAUAUUCCGCCAUAUGGAGAUACGCUUCAGCUUGCGACAACAUUGUUAUUGCCAGGACUACCAGUAAUUUAUUAUGGAACUGAGAUUGAUGUAAACAGAGUCACUUCGCAAUAUCUUCCUGAAAGUAUUUAUCCGAAAGGAAAGAGUUAUAAUGAUGAACCAUUUGAUAAAUAUUCGUCUGUGUUAUCGCAUAUGCCAAUGCCAUGGGAUUUUAAUGGGAGGAGGUUUUCGGCGACAAUAAAUGAUUCGAGAUUUCGUGACUAUCUCAAUUAUUAUAAUAACAAAAAAGUUGUUGAAAGUGAACUUGCUGAAGGAAAUGACAAAUCCUUUCUUCGUCUUGUACAAAAAUUAGUAGCUUUACGUCAAAAUCCUAGUAUAAAAUGGGGAACAAUGGAGCAAAUAAAUAUUGAUCAAGAAUCUGUAAGUCAUGCUGAAGCAUUUGCACGAAAGGCGAAAGGUUUUCCAACAUUCAUUGUGGUAUUAAUAAAGUAUUUCAAGGAGGAUUAUUUUUUAGAUUUAACUUCUGUUUGUUUAUCAAUUACACCAAGGUCUACUAAAACGUCGAUCUACCUCCGGCGGGCUCGAGAACUUUCCUGUGAUGAUAUAUGCUCUCAACUUACUUCACUCUAUGCUUCUUUAUAUUUGCCCAUAAUGGAUGGGAAUUUGUCAGUUUUGUAUCCAGAUUGUAAUAUUCUCCCAUUUGAUUCUGUUAACGAUAAUCUGAUGAACUAUCCUAGGUCGUAUUCCAAUAGCUGUGGUCUAACAUCAAGCGCAUAUCUGAAUGAAUUCCAAAACGUAAAGGAUGAUUCACAAGAUUUCACACAGAAGCACAUGUCUGGUAGGAAAACGUUCACGUGUCCUAAGUGCAACAGUUUUUAUUCUAAAGACAACAACUGGUGCUCCAGCUGCGGAGAGCUACUAAUUGGCGCAGAAGUAUGUUCUCCAGGUGAACCAAAAUUCAUCUCAAAUGAAGUUUCAAAGACACAGACUAAUAUGAUGGAUUCGAGUAACCCUUUAUCUAAUAUUUCUUCAAGUGUACCCAUUAGUUUCAAUAUGUCUUGUGAGAAUGCUACACACUCGCCCAAUUUAGUUGCUUAUCCAUGUCAUCCAAUAUUACCCGUCGCUACAGAUGUAGCGUUUUCUUUACCAUCUUGUUUAGCGUCAGCAUUCUCACCAGGAAAUCUAAAUGCACAGAAUUCAGAGUGGAGCAAUUCAUCAUUCUCACCAUCAAAGCAGUUUGAUCAACUACGUCAUAACAAAGCAAACAUUCCUUUUUGUGUACCGGUUGACCCUUCAUUUUCGAGAUAUAAAAACUUUGGGAUUUUGCAGAAUGCCUCCUCUGAACAAAAACAGUAUCAAGUUGUAAAUAAUAACGAAUACACUGAUCCUAGCAACUUCAAAUUGUUGUAUCCUAAAGAAAAUGGUUUUACUCAAUCCAUACUAUGGAAUUCUAAACAUUUUAAUGAUGAUAAAAGUUGCAGUCAGUUUUCUCAUCUAUUUACCAAUGUUUCUGAUUAUCGUCAUCGUCGUACAUCUGGUCCAGGCAUGCAGAAUAAAUUAACGAAUGAUCAUAGUAGCUUGGAAAAUGUAUAUCAUGCUAACAGUAUCCCUUCCAGUUAUCAUCUAACUACCAAUACUUCACCAAUGAAUUUAUUGAUAAACACUUCCCAAGGCCAGUAUACAUUUUCAGAUAAUUGGUGGAAUAAUUCUUCAGCGUCACAGAUUGUAGCCGACCUUUUGAGGGAAACACAAAUUUCGGUUUCAGCUAACACUAAUAUUCCUCCUAAGUCAGCAUUAUACCAGCCAUGGCAAUACCAAGAAAUGAUUCCCUCAGCCAGUAAAAGUCCUUCAGCAUCACGCAAAGGUGUUCGCAUGCGUGGUGGAUAUUGUCGUCGUAAACACCCAUCUGAAUGUUCCAGAACUCAGCUUAAUAAUCCUACUUCUAUUCAAAAUCCAGCCAUCUGUCGUGCCCGUAGUUUUAGUUCAGAUUUUGAAGAUAAUAAUAACGGUGGUACUCAUUCGUCAAAAUUGCAACCCAAUCCUAAUUGGCAGUCAUCUAGAACAGCCUGGUCAGCACAUGAUCCUGCAGUAUUAAAAAAGAAACCUGCUGCAUAUUUAAGAGCAUCAUAUAGUCAAGGAAAUGUUGCUUCUGUUCAGCUUGAAUGUAAUACAAAUAUGAAACUAAAUUCAAAUAGUCAACCAGACAAAUCUCAGCAGUCACCUCUUCCGUGUUCAAACAGUAAGUCAUGUAGUCAAAAGGUCAAAUCGAACAACACUACUGGAUCAUCUCCAGACAAUCGUUCAGAAUGGAAUGAUACACAUGCCAAGUCAAAUCGUUGUCAUCAUCACCCACCAAGACGUAAUCGUCGUUAUAUAUCGAAGAGCCUUAGUGUUUGCAUGGAUGGUACAACAACAAACAGUCCAGUCGCUAGUAUACUGAAAGAGGGAAUUCCAACAAAUGUUCAUAUUAAUAAAAUUAGCGAACCUAAAAAUGAGUUUAUUACAUCAAACUGGCUACUGUUGCCCGAUGAAUUAUGGCUUGAAGUACUACGAUAUUUAAGUCCAGUAGAUCGUGUACGGGUUGCUCAAACUUGUCGACAUUUGUCCAGACUUUCAAUGGAUCGUUCAUUAUGGCGAGUCAUUCAUCUUCACCGACAACAUCAUUUGACUGAUGCAGAUUUAGUGAGAAUUGGAAAUCUUAAACCGAAAGAAUUACGUUUCACUUAUUGUCGUGGUGACAGCCUAACGGCUACAGGAUUAAAACGCAUGUUUCUUGUCUGUGGUCCAGGAUUACAAAAACUGUCAUUAAUCGGUUGUACUAAAGGACCAUUUGAUCAAGAUCUACCUUUGAGAAUAGUUGCUGAUCAUUGUCAUAAUUUACAACAUGUGAAUGCAAGUUAUACUCAAUCAGAGCGUUUAGAGUUGUUUGGAUGUUUUCGUUUAAAUUCAAGUAUAUUGGCUUUAUUGGGACAGUGUCAAGAAUUGAGAGCACUAGCAUUUGGACAUCUUCAUCAUUUAUCUUCGGAUGGUUUAUUAGAACUUGUCAGCAAACUACCUCAUCUUUCUUCACUUGAUCUACGAGGAACACAAACUUUCAGUGAUGAUAAUAAUCUUUCUCAGUUAGCAGCCAAAUGUCCUCAUUUAGAAGAAGUUGUUUUAGCUAAUAUGCAUUCUUUAAAACGUGAAACUGGGAUUGCCCAAAUGUUACGCCGUUUGCCUCGUUUGCGUGUACUCGAUCUGUGUGGUCUGGCCGCCGUUGGUGAUUUAACUAUGGAGGUUUUAGCCACCAGUUGUCCUCAACUAGAAGAACUUGAUGUCAGUUGUACUUCUGUUACCCAAAAAGGUUUAUUCCAUCUAACAAAUGCUCCUGCAGUAUGCUUAAAAUGUUUACGAAUUAGCCAUUGUAGAGAAAUAACCAGUGAUGUACUUGAAAAGUUGAUUGAAGCCUGUCCUAAAUUAACAUUAUUGUACGCCUAUGGAUUUGUUUCCAUUAAUGAUUGGGGCUUCCUUCAAAAAAUACGGCCUAGUUUAUUAGUGGAGAAAGGUAUUUAA
Molecule: messenger RNA, 3717 nt
Organism: Schistosoma mattheei
Lineage: Eukaryota; Metazoa; Platyhelminthes; Trematoda; Strigeidida; Schistosomatidae
Source: the annotation of a GenBank genome assembly